AUGACUUGGACUAACCCCCUGGCCCUCCUCCGUAGGACCUUGUUGGGACGUAAGGAGAGAGAGAGCACUGAAAGGACGCUGGUGUCCAACCUGCCUUACGAGGGCCUAAAAAAGAAAGAGCAGCCGAACCGUCACUUCAAAGGAAAUUCCAUCAAAACCACCAAGUAUACCUUUUGGUCUUUCCUUCCUCUGAACUUGAUAGGACAAUUCCGGCGAGUUGCCAACAUAUAUUUUGUGGGUCUCGCGGUGCUAAAUUUUGUCCCUGUGGUGAAUGCGUUCCAGCCUGAGGUCGCCCUCAUACCCAUAUGUAUCAUUCUGGCUUUGACUGCUGUCAAAGAUGGCUGGGAAGAUUUCAGGAGGUACCAGACUGACCGCAAGCUGAAUAACACGCCCUGCCUUGUUUUCAGCAGGAGAGAAAUGAGAUACGUGGAGAAGCGAUGGAAGGAUGUGAGAGUGGGGGACUUUGUGAAAGUGCUUUCCAAUGAGGUCAUCCCCGCAGACAUCCUUCUCCUGCACACAUCUGACCCUAAUGGAGUGUGCCACAUGGAGACAGCCAAUCUUGAUGGAGAAACUAACCUGAAGCAGAGGAAGGUGGUGCCUGGUUACUCUGCCAUGAAUUCUCCAUUUGACCCUGUAAAAUUCAACUGCACUGUCACAUGUGAGAAGCCUGACAAAAACCUCAAUACAUUCAAUGGUUACCUAGAAACGACUGAUAAUAGAAAACUGGGCUUUGGCAUUGACAGUCUGCUGCUACGAGGAUGCACAAUAAGAAAUACAGAUGAAUCAUCAGGAAUUGUGGUCUAUGCAGGUCAUGAGACCAAAUCCAUGUUAAACAACAAUGCACCCAGAUACAAGCGGAGUAAGCUGGAGAGGAAGUUGAACGCUGAUGUUGUCUUCUGUGUGAUUAUGCUCUUCGCCAUGUGUCUCGUUGGAGCUCUGGGUCACACUAUCUGGUUGGAAACUUUCCCCAGCGCCCCUCAUAUUUUCAUUCCAGAGGGUAAGAACGAGCACAUCUCUUCAGUGCUUGCAGGAGUCUACAUGUUCUUCACCAUGAUCAUCUUACUACAGGUCAUUAUCCCCAUCUCUCUCUAUGUGUCCAUUGAGUUGGUGAAGAUGGGACAGAUCUUUUUCAUCUCUCAGGACAUUGACUUGUACGACAGUGAGACGGACACCCAAGUCCAGUGUCGGGCUCUGAACAUUACAGAGGACUUGGGACAGAUUGAGUACGUUUUCUCUGAUAAGACCGGAACACUCACUGAAAACAAAAUGGUGUUUCGGAGGUGCACCAUCAUGGGUACUGAAUAUUCUCACGAUGAGAACGCAAUACGCCUAGCAGUGCUUAGUGAGACAGAGAGUGAAGAGGAGGUCACCCUUUACCAACAGCGAAAUUUGCCACCUCUUUUCUCGAUGGACGAGGAUGAUGAGGUCUCGUCGGUUGUGAGCGUAUGCAAUGGUGCUAGGACCAGUGUCGAUAAUCAUCACAGACCAAAGGUCCCGACAAGUCCCCAGAGUGACUUGGCCUUCAGCAGUCCGCUGGAAACUGAGGUUACGCCUGACAAAAACCUCCAACAAGAAAUCCAGGAUGCAAACCGUCAGAUGGUGGAGAGCCACGGCCGCACGUGUGAGUUCUACCCGAAUGAGCCCUACCUGGACUUUUUUCUGACUCUCGCCAUCUGCAACACGGUGGUGGUUUCCACGGCAACAGCCCAGAGACAGAGGGGCAGAGGGCGUCGGAAAUCCACUCCCUCAACGGGUGCACCUGAAGGCCUGUUUGGGAAGGUGUUCUCCAGCCUGUCCAUCAAAGGAAAACAGAAGUCACCUGCUAACCCUUUUUCAUUGGAUGACGAAGGGUCUGAGGACAUCGCUACUAUCACCAGUGACAUGGGUGUUGCUGAGAUCAACCAUUCCAAGCAGGAAAAGGUCAACGGUAGCUCAGUCAGGAACAGAAGUGCUUCGGGUCACAGACAGAGCAGUCGGGCAGGUCCUGACGAGGUAUGUUACGAGGCGGAGAGUCCAGACGAGGCAGCUCUGGUACAUGCAGCCAAAGCCUAUGGCUUUAUCUUGAAGGAGCGUACUCCAAACCAUGUGUCAGUCGGGCUCCCGGAUGGAGGGGAGCUAAAAUUUGAGGUGUUAGAUGUCCUGACCUUUGACUCCACUCGGAAGAGGAUGUCAGUGCUGGUGCGUCACCCUUACACCAAAGAAAUCAUACUGUACACUAAAGGAGCUGACUCUGCCAUCAUGGACCUACUGGAGCCUCCGUCAAGAUUGAAAAGUGAAAGGAAACGUGUUAAAGCCAACACCCUAACACACCUUGAGAUGUAUGCUAGGGAUGGUCUACGUACACUGUGUUUUGCCAAGAAGGUUUUGACUGAACAGGCAUACGUGGACUGGUUAAAAAUCAGAAGAGAAGCGUUGUCUGCUAUCAAGAACAAAGAUGAACUGAUGUUGAGAUCUGCUGUCAAGAUAGAGACUGAGCUCACUCUGCUAGGUGCCACUGGGAUUGAGGAUCGUCUCCAAGAGGGUGUUCCGGACACUAUACAGGCUUUGAGAGUGGCUGGUAUGAAAGUAUGGGUGCUUACUGGGGACAAACCAGAAACAGCUGUCAAUAUUGCCUACUCCUGCAAGUUGCUGGAUAAGAGAGACCUGCUGUUCACACUCACCUUACCCAAUAAGGCUGCGUUAAAAUCUAGUCUGGACGGCGCGCUGGCCGAAGCACGUAAAUAUCCUCAGUCGAUGGACUGUUACGUGGGAAGUGUGACAUCAGAUGUCACUAUUGGUCUGGUGAUUGAUGGGCCAACGCUCAAUCUGGCUUUGGAGGAGGACCUGAAGGCCAGAUUCGUGGAGCUGUGCAAACACUGCCGCUCUGUGUUGUGCUGUCGAGUCACGCCUCUUCAGAAGAGUGAAGUGGUCAAACUGGUGCGGGACAAGCUGAAGGUCAUGACGCUGUCCAUAGGUGAUGGUGCCAACGAUGUGAACAUGAUUCAAGCAGCGGAUGUUGGUAUUGGAAUUUCUGGACAGGAGGGAAUGCAGGCUGUCAUGGCUAGUGACUUUGCCAUUGCACGCUUCAAACAUCUGAAAAAACUGCUCCUUGUCCACGGUCAUUGGUGCUAUACAAGACUGGCCAACAUGGUCAUCUACUUCUUCUAUAAGAAUGUGGCCUACGUGAACCUCCUCUUCUGGUACCAGUUCUUCUGUGGUUUCUCAGGCACUUCCAUGAUUGACUACUGGCUAUUGAUCUUCUUCAACCUGUUCUUCACAUCAACUCCACCCAUUAUGUAUGGGAUUAUGGACAGAGACGUCUCUGCCUUCACACUGUUGAAUCUUCCUCAGCUCUACAGGAUUGGACAACACUCAGAGGGAUACCGGCGUUCGGACUUCUGGCUUGCUAUACUGGAUUCCUUCUAUCAGAGUCUAGUUUGCUUCUUCAUCCCUUACUGGACAUACCAUGGCUCAGAUAUUGACAUCUUCACAUUUGGAACUCCCAUGAACACAGUGUCCUUGUUCACUAUCAUUUUACAUCUGGCUAUUGAGAUCCAAUCGUGGACCGUGGUUCACUGGGUGAUCAUGGUAGGGAGUGUUUUGAGCUACUUCAUUGUGACUCUGGCCUACAGUGCUGUUUGUGUCAGCUGCAACCCUCCCUCUGACCCCUACUGGAUCCUGCAGCAGCAAAUGGCCGAUCCUGUGUUUUACCUCGUUUGCAUCCUAACCACUGUUGUGGCGUUGCUACCCAGGUACACAGUGCAUGUCCUGAAGGGGACACUGGCUCCCUCCAUUCACCUUCACGCCCGUCAGCUGGAUCGCCUCAAUCCCUCUGAAAGGGAAAGUUGGAUCAGGGAGUGGCAAGACAUGUCAGUCCCAUAUCCUGACACGAUGUCCUCCCGUUCCCGUCCUCGUCCCAUCAACCCCGUAGACGGCGCUCCUCAGCCCGACAUCGCUUAUGCCCCUGAAAAUCCCUUCAGAACGAGAAGCAAUUCCUCCAUCUGUGACACAAGCACCUAG
Chanos chanos (milkfish) is the source of this 3999-nucleotide messenger RNA. It is a transcript of the gene atp10b, whose product is annotated as ATPase phospholipid transporting 10B. Gene Ontology annotation, molecular function: ATP binding; magnesium ion binding; ATP hydrolysis activity. The coding region runs from base 1 to 3999 and encodes 1332 amino acids. The transcript has 21 exons. Gene Ontology annotation, biological process: phospholipid translocation. Gene Ontology annotation, cellular component: plasma membrane. NCBI's taxonomy places the organism in Eukaryota, Metazoa, Chordata, Actinopteri, Gonorynchiformes, Chanidae. The record is from RefSeq and is a predicted model, not a curated record.